AAUAAAGAAACAAUUUAAUAAAUAAAUGGAUAACACAAAAUCAUAUUCAAUAAAUGGUUCUCUUUUCAGAACAGGUGAAAGAUAUGAAUCAAAUAAACUCUUAGGCUGUGGUGCAUAUGGUUAAGUUGUUAUGGCAAAAGAUAAGUAAACUAAUAAGAACGUAGCUAUAAAGAAGCUCCAUAAAAUUGAAGAUAUUGUUGAUGCAAAAAGAGUAUUGAGAGAAAUUCGAAUUUUGCGUAAUUUAUUACACGAGAAUAUUCUAUAGCUUUAAAAUAUUCUCUAUGAUGAUCAUGACGAAGAAUAAGAAUUCGGAACAAUAUAUUUAGUAACAAAUUAUAUGGAAAUAGAUCUUUAUCAAGUAAUAAAAUCUAACCAACCUUUAACUGAUUAGCAUGUUCAAUAUAUAAUAUAUUAAAUUUUGAAAGGCUUAAAAUACAUUCACUCGGCAAAUAUUAUACAUAGAGACAUUAAACCUUCAAAUCUUUUAGCAACUGAAAAAUGCGAUAUUUCAAUGUGUGAUUUUGGUUUAUCAAGAAAAAUAGAAGACGAAGAAUAAGAAGAAUAAUAACUUUUAGGUUAAUUGACGGAAUAUGUAGUGACUAGAUAUUAUAGAGCUCCUGAAAUUAUGCUUAGUUCACAUCUUUAUUCAAAAGCAAUUGAUAUGUGGUCUUUAGGAUGCACUUUUGCGGAAUUAAUUACUCAUUAAAUUCUUUUUAAAGCUGAUAAUUAUAUUAAAUAAAUAAAACUUAUUUUUGAAAAACUUGGAAUGCCUUCAGAUGAGGAUUUAUCUUUUAUUGGAAAUUAGAAUGCUAAAUAAUAUGUAGAAAGCCUUUAAAAAAAUCCUAGGGUAUCCGUGAAAUCAUUUAUUAAGUAUGAGAAUCCUCUUGCACUUGACUUAUUAGAUAAAAUGCUGGAAAUUAAUCCUUCAAAAAGACUUACAGCAGAAGAAGCUUUAGCACAUCCUUAUUUAGAGUCUUUACAUGAUGAAAUAGAUGAGCCGAAGUUUGAAGGAAAUAUUAACUUUGAUUUUGAAUCCGAUUAAAGUAUUACAUCGGAAUAGUUAAGAGCUUUUAUAUUGGAAGAAGUAAAUUAUUAUAAAGCUUUGAAUAAAGAAAAUAGUAUAAAUAUUUAAGAUGCUUUAAAUUUGUGUAAGAAAAAAGAAGAAUAGAUUAAAAAAAAUUAAAAUUAAAAUAAAAAAGACUGA
Messenger RNA from Ichthyophthirius multifiliis, 1204 nucleotides. Its product is annotated as mitogen-activated protein kinase 3, putative. NCBI's taxonomy places the organism in Eukaryota, Ciliophora, Oligohymenophorea, Hymenostomatida. Gene Ontology annotation, molecular function: ATP binding; MAP kinase activity. The transcript is spliced from 2 exons. The record is from RefSeq and is a predicted model, not a curated record. Gene Ontology annotation, cellular component: nucleus; cytoplasm. Gene Ontology annotation, biological process: intracellular signal transduction; protein phosphorylation.